AAACCCAUCAUCAAUGGCUACUUCCUACCACGUCCGUUCUUGUAGCUUACCAGCUCGGCUACACUCAAAUGGCCUUAACCAUAUUCAGCAACUUCUCAACAAGCUUCCUACAGAUAAUGAUAACGGUCUCUCACUUCUCUCUCAUCUAUACGACUCCAUCUCUCAUCUUUUCAACGACUCACCAGCUUCAUUACUUCUCCCUCAUCACUCCUUCUUCACCCACCUUCUUGAUCUCUCCCUUGUACACCUUGACUUGUGCUCCAAGCUAAGAGACAUCACUUGCCGCAUCAAGGACUGCCUCCGAGACCUCCGUUCUGCUUUCAGGCGGAGGAGACACGGUGGAGAUUCUACCAUCCGCUGCCACGUUAAAGCCUUUAUCCGCUCUAGGAAAGCGGUUCAUAAGGACCUCUCUAAGCUACUCUUGUUGCUCAAACAAACCGAUCACUCCUCCUCCGGGUCCACUCAUCCUUUGAUCACACUGCUCCGACAAGUUUGUUCGCAAACAUGUCAUUCCUUUAGGACAGUCUUGUUGUCCUUAUCCACAUCUGUACCGAAGCCCAGACCUUCCAAAUGGGCUUUGGUCACCAAACUGGUGAUCAAGAACGCUACUACUAGUGGUCAAGUUCAAAACGGACACAGAAACGAGUUCCAGAUGAUGGACGAAGAACUACGAAGAUUCUGCUUGGCAAAAGAGAUAAAGAAGGAACGAAUCAAGUCUUUGAUCACCAGCUUGGAUAACGUAGAUGUUUUGGUUGAAGAUCUGGAGGAGUCGCUUGAGAGCUUGUACAGGCGUAUGAUCCAAGCUAGAGUUUCUCUUUUAAACAUACUCUCUUUGCAUAUAUAAUA
This is a messenger RNA of Eutrema salsugineum, 846 nucleotides long. RefSeq lists its product as uncharacterized. NCBI's taxonomy places the organism in Eukaryota, Viridiplantae, Streptophyta, Magnoliopsida, Brassicales, Brassicaceae. The transcript has a single exon. Bases 14 to 844 code for a protein of 276 amino acids. Gene Ontology annotation, biological process: shoot system development; root development. The record is from RefSeq and is a predicted model, not a curated record.